AUGAGUGUAUCAGUGAAUGGCCAGUCUCAAGUCCCACCAGGUUUCCGAUUUCAUCCAACAGAAGAGGAACUCUUGCACUACUACCUAUGGAAGAAAGUGACCCAUGAGAAGAUAGAUUUCAAUGUAAUUCGAGAGGUGGACCUCAAUAAGCUGGAGCCAUGGGAUAUACAAGAAAAGUGUAAAAUCGGAUCCAGCCCUCAAGAUGAUUGGUACUUCUUCAGUCACAACCACAAAAAGUACCCAACAGGAAUGAGAACCAACCGUGCCACCAGGACCGGGUUCUGGAAGGUCACCGGCCGUGAUAAGGUCAUUUAUGGCAACUCCACGCGAAUUGGUAUGAGGAAAACACUGGUGUUUUAUAAAGGUCGAGCCCCAAAUGGGCAGAAGUCUCAUUGGAUAAUGCAUGAAUACAGACUCCAUGACCACUCCAUUGAUACCAACGCAUCCAGUCCAGCGGGAGAGACUAUACAGGAAGAGGGGUGGGUGGUUUGCCGUGUUUUCAAGCAGAAAAGCCCUCGAAGAAAUCUGGGUAGCAGAAACAAUCCAUCAGUUAACGUACACGCGAGCACUUGCACGUCGAAUUCGAAUAUGAAAGGAAGAUCCAUGGAGCAGAUGAUGACUAAGAUUAACCAACAAGAAAGCCAGACAGACGAAAAUGUCAAUGACAAUGCCACCACCAACAGCGACAUGAGACUUCUCAGGCCGAUUGAGAUGGCUAUCAACAAUGGGUUCCCAGAAGAACUGAGUCUGACACAACAGCUUCAGGCACCAGAGUCCCCAGUUCUUCCAUCACUAGAAGAAGAAAAAACAGAGUUCGAUUUGAUUCAGCUGGGUGGUAGCCCCCAAGCUUCUUACCAACCCAUCCGUCUAAAAACCCUACAUCUGCUCAAUGACACUGACCCAUCUGUCACCAACCAAGACAGCAACAAUGUAAACAUGGUUUGCCGUAUUACUGAACCAGGGCUCAGCAAAUGGGCUGCAAUGGACCAACUGAUCGCGUUCCAUCUUAAUGGUCCCGCAGAAACAUGCAAGCAGCUAGCUUGCUUCAGCAUGGCCUUCUGUUCAGCUCCUGAUUAUAAUCUUCAACUACCGCAACUACAUGACUUAAAUGGAUCAACACAACAUACUCAUACCUCAAAGGACCCUAACAGUGACAUUGAUCUAUGGAGCUUCACUUGA
Nelumbo nucifera (sacred lotus) is the source of this 1179-nucleotide messenger RNA. Its product is annotated as NAC domain-containing protein 12-like. Gene Ontology annotation, biological process: regulation of DNA-templated transcription. Gene Ontology annotation, molecular function: DNA binding. Lineage: Eukaryota; Viridiplantae; Streptophyta; Magnoliopsida; Proteales; Nelumbonaceae. The record is from RefSeq and is a predicted model, not a curated record.